AUGCUCAGCUUGUCACUUGCGCCUGGUGCCAAAGUCAAGCUUCUUGGAAUUAUACCAGCUUUCAGGACUGUCAAUAGAUUUUAUCCUCCACGUUUUGGGAUUGGAUUCAAAAGCAGGUUGCAUUCAAGUGCAACGAUGAAUAAGAAAAAAGAAGACAUCAAACAAGAAGUUCAACAGAUGAUAGAUGAAUAUUCAACAUGUUCACAUAUUGCAAGGAUUUGGAGGCAGGCUGAAAUACAAAAGGUUGAGUUCGUCAUAGAAGUUGAGGCAGGGUUGCUAAAAGAGGUUGCCGUGGAAUAUGCCAAAAGCUAUGGAGCUACACACGUGAUCCUUCCAAGGGACCUCAAGAAAAAUAAGAAAUAUUUCAUGGACAACCUAUCUUGUGCAAUAUAUAGGAUGAAAACUGAUAGUAGCGUUGAGACUGUGAGAGGAGUCGAGGCUGCUGAAGUUAGUGUAUUGUCCUCAGGCAGACAUUUCAACACAGAAACUUGCGAACAACGAGAAGAGAUAUUUGAAAAUUCUGUUUGUUCAGUGUGCAUGAACAGAAGGCCAAGGAUUGGUGGAGAAACAAGAGACUUCGCUUUUGCUGAGUUGCAUUUGGCAACAAAUGGAUUUUCCGAGAAAAAUUUGUUACCUAUUCGAGGGAAGCAAAUCUAUAGAGGUCAAUUAAAUGAUCUACAGCUAAUUACGAUAAGAGAACACCCUUUGAAAACCAUUAAAGAAAAGGAUUUUAAGACAGGGGUUCAGAUCCUUGGGAAAUUCAGACACGAAAACGUGGCCAUGCUCUUAGGAUCAUUUGCAAAAGGAACGCAUAGGUUGCUAAUCUAUGAAUUUGUCUGCAAUGGAUCUCUGAGCAAACAUCUAUCUGACAAAAGAAGGGAAUUCACGUGGGAAAGAAGAAUAAAAAUAGCUCAUGGAGCAGCUAAAGGUUUGGAAUAUUUACAUGGAAAACAGAUUUAUGGAAGUGUGAGGCCAAGUAACAUCCUCAUUACACAUGAUUACCAUCCACUGCUGUCGUAUUUUGGGCUUGCUAGAAGUCGAUACGAAGAUAUAGAUCAGUCUUCAGAAACACGGGUGCUAAAGACUUUUGAAUACUUGCCCCCAGAAUAUGAAGGAACUGGCAUAGACUUGAGCAAAGCAGAUGUAUAUUCCUUUGGGGUUGUCCUUCUCGAGCUAAUCACUGGUCGAAAGACGAUUGAAGAUACAGACGGCCAAAGCUUCUUGAGAUGGGCAAGACCAUCCCUUAGACAGAAGAAGUACAUGGAAUUGAUUGAUCCCCUAGUCCAGGAUAGUGUUGAUCUUUACCAGCUAUACUGGAUGGUUCGUGUUACAGAUAAAUGCCUUAGCUGGGAUCCCAAUAGUCGACCAUCGAUAAAUAAGCUGGUGAAGGACCUGGAAUGCAUAGUUAACCAUUGUGGCGCUGAAGACUUCCCUCCUACUGAAUCUGAACUAAUGGCUGCAACAGUUAGGUAG
This is a messenger RNA of Fraxinus pennsylvanica, 1473 nucleotides long. Lineage: Eukaryota; Viridiplantae; Streptophyta; Magnoliopsida; Lamiales; Oleaceae. The record is from the annotation of a GenBank genome assembly.